Messenger RNA from Laccaria bicolor S238N-H82, 393 nucleotides. RefSeq lists its product as uncharacterized. The record is from RefSeq and is a predicted model, not a curated record. The transcript has 2 exons. The coding region runs from base 1 to 393 and encodes 130 amino acids. Lineage: Eukaryota; Fungi; Basidiomycota; Agaricomycetes; Agaricales; Hydnangiaceae.
AUGUUUGGUUAUUUCCAGACUUCAACCAGAACCAAACUCACCUUCUUCUCCACCACAACCGUUUCUCGCCCAGUUGCUCGCUCGCUCCCCUCCUUGUUUUCAUCUCGCUACCCUGUGGUCUGCGCCCCAUGUAAUCUCCCUCAUGUUGUUCCAUUUGUUUUCCUUGUUACCCACCCGUGCGCCUGUGCGCGGUCGCCACCUGUCAUUGUUCUGGGCUUUUGUUCCCGCCCAUUGCCCCUUGUUUGCUUUCGCAUUGCGCCACGUAGCGGCAGCCGCAUCAGAUGCCCUAUCACCAAAACCCCAGCUUGGCUCCUCAGCCAAAGACAACGUCUCUCCAUCCCCCCUCCGCUGUCUGCCUUCCUCUCAUUGAACGAGCCAGAGGCUCCGCUUUGA